AUGGCUGACGCACCCCGGACUGUACUGAUCUCAGGCUGCUCCUCGGGAAUUGGCCUGGAGCUCGCAGUGCAGCUGGCUCAUGACCACAGGCAGCGCUACCAAGUGGUGGCCACCAUGAGGGACCUGGGAAAGAAGGGGACACUGGAGGCAGCUGCUGGGGAAGCUCUGGGGCAGACCCUCACCGUGGCCCAGCUGGACGUGUGCAGUGACGAGUCAGUGGCCCAGUGUCUCAGCUGCAUCCAGGGAGGGGAAGUGGAUGUGCUGGUGAAUAAUGCUGGAGUGGGCCUGGUGGGGCCCCUGGAGGGGCUCAGCCUAGCUGCCAUGCAGAACGUCUUUGAUACCAACUUUUUCGGGGCUGUCCGUCUGGUCAGAGCUGUCCUUCCUGGCAUGAAGAGAAGGAGAAAGGGCCACAUUGUGGUGGUCAGCAGUGUCAUGGGGCUGCAGGGUGUCGUGUUCAAUGAAGCCUAUGCAGCCUCCAAGUUCGCCCUGGAGGGGUUCUUCGAAAGCCUGGCGGUCCAGCUGCUGCAGUUCAACAUCUUCAUCACCCUGGUGGAACCUGGCCCGGUGGUCACUGACUUUGAGGGGAAGCUCCUGGAGCAGGUUUCCACAGCCGAGUUCCCGGACACUGACCCUGACACUCUGCACUACUUUCGGGAUUUCUACCUCCCUGCCUCCAGGGAGCUCUUCCGCUCCGUAGGACAGAGCCCACAGGAUGUGGCCCAGGUCAUUGUCAAGGUCAUCAGCUUGGCCAGACCACCCCUGCGCAGACAGACCAACGCCCGAUAUGCUCCGCUGGCUGCGCUCAAGGCGGUGGACCCCUCAGGCAGCCUGUACGUGCACACCACCCACUGCCUGCUCUUCCGCUGGACACGCCUUCUCAACCUUGGCCUUCGAUGUCUGGCCUGCGGCUGCCUCCGCUUCCGAAUAUGGCCCCGGUGAGCAGAGCCUCACCCAGCCCUCCCCACCAGCCAGACCUCUUCAGUUUACACCCAUCUCAGGGGCCAGGACAGACCCAUCCAUCCUUCCUUCCUUCCUUCUUUCCUUCCUUCUUUCCUUCAGCAAACUCUGCCUCACCCACUCUGUGCCUGGGCAUUGCCGGGACCCCAGAAAUUCCUCAGCAUUCAUGCACACACCCCUCCAUGGUGAGGGCUGGGGCAGAGAGAGGGACCCUUGGACCCUGGGCUGAGGAGCCCAGACAGAGCAAGGACCUGGAGCUGUGUCUGGGAAGGCAAGGGAGGCUUCCUGGAGGAGGGGACAUUGUUGCUGGACCUUGAAAAAUGAGAUAGACUGCCUCACUCAACCUCUGUACUUUAUUAUCUUGGGCCUGGGAAUACAAGGAUGAUCUAAAACCCCCUCCACAUAGAAAUGAGUUGACGAAGGGGUC
Ailuropoda melanoleuca (giant panda) is the source of this 1384-nucleotide messenger RNA. It is a transcript of the gene RDH8, whose product is annotated as retinol dehydrogenase 8. The record is from RefSeq and is a predicted model, not a curated record. Gene Ontology annotation, cellular component: cytosol; cytoplasm. The coding region runs from base 1 to 939 and encodes 312 amino acids. The transcript has 6 exons. Lineage: Eukaryota; Metazoa; Chordata; Mammalia; Carnivora; Ursidae. Gene Ontology annotation, molecular function: estradiol 17-beta-dehydrogenase [NAD(P)+] activity; all-trans-retinol dehydrogenase (NAD+) activity. Gene Ontology annotation, biological process: estrogen biosynthetic process; retinol metabolic process.